Messenger RNA from Macrobrachium nipponense, 1025 nucleotides. RefSeq names its product NFU1 iron-sulfur cluster scaffold homolog, mitochondrial-like. Bases 80 to 928 code for a protein of 282 amino acids. The transcript has 7 exons. Gene Ontology annotation, cellular component: mitochondrion. Gene Ontology annotation, molecular function: iron ion binding; 4 iron, 4 sulfur cluster binding. The record is from RefSeq and is a predicted model, not a curated record. Gene Ontology annotation, biological process: iron-sulfur cluster assembly. Lineage: Eukaryota; Metazoa; Arthropoda; Malacostraca; Decapoda; Palaemonidae.
UAUUCCAUAUACUACUACUACUACUACUACUACGUACUAAUUACAGAAUAUUGUGAUAGUUAAUCGUUAUUACCGAAUCAUGGCACGACAGCUAAUUGAUUUCACAUUCACCAGGACAAAUCAUUUAAACCAAUUGAAAUCUGCAGUAUUGGCCAUGACCCAAGUUGCACUGUACCAUCAAACCCCAAGAUGCCAUCUCAGGAAAUGGAAUUAUGCAUCUGGCAGCUCAAAAAAUUUGCUCAAACCUCCUGCAAGUUUUGGCAGUUCAAUCAUUCGAACCAUGUUCAUCAAGGUGCAAGAUACUCCUAAUCCAAAUUCACUAAAGUUUUUACCAGGGGUGCAGGUCCUGGAGAGUGGAACAGUAGAUUUCAGUAAUUUAUCAGCUGCCCAGAAAUCUCCAUUAGCUAAAUUACUAUUCAGGAUUGAUGGUGUGAGGGGUGUCUUUCUGGCUACUGAUUUUAUCACCAUAACAAAGGAUGAAGAGGAAGGAGAAUGGAGAACUAUAAAGCCAGAAGCUUUUGCAGUCAUUAUGGAUUUUUUUGCCUCUGGCCUUCCAGUUAUUCAUGAAGUUAAUAGAGCUGACAGUGAACAUGCUGGAGGUGAUGAUGAUGAUGAUGAGACAGUAGCCAUGAUAAAAGAGUUGCUGGACACUAGAAUACGCCCAACAGUGCAAGAAGAUGGAGGUGAUGUUUUAUUUCGUGGAUUCAGUGAUGGCAUCGUCUAUUUGAAGAUGAUGGGUAGCUGUACAUCAUGUCCAUCGUCAGUGGUUACAUUAAAAAAUGGCGUUCAGAAUAUGUUGCAGUUUUAUAUUCCUGAGGUGAUUGAAGUAGUCGAGGUGAAAGACACAAAAGAAGAUAAUUUGGUUGAAGAGGAAUUUAAGAAGCUACAGGAUAAACUUGAAUCUUCAGGUUCAGUGAAAAGUGAUUAGCCAUGUGUUGUAGCAUGCUAACCAUUUGUACAUUUUGCAGAAUAGCAUGUUGUAAGUAAGUUAAUUAUUUGAUAAUAUAGUAUAUCAUAUAAUAUAA